Messenger RNA from Brugia malayi, 1800 nucleotides. RefSeq lists its product as uncharacterized. The record is from RefSeq and is a predicted model, not a curated record. Lineage: Eukaryota; Metazoa; Nematoda; Chromadorea; Rhabditida; Onchocercidae. The transcript has 11 exons. The coding region runs from base 1 to 1800 and encodes 599 amino acids.
AUGUUAUUUUUACAAAUUUUUUCAUUAUUACUUGCACAUAUUCCAAUAGUAGAAGUAACAACCUUAGCACCAAAUCAUGUUGCUAUUAAUUCAAAACGGAAACAUAUUGACGUUGAUACAUCAUGGCUUGAACCGGAAAAGAAAACUAUACAAAAGGUAUCAUUAGAUGCAGAUAAUCCGGAAAAGGUAAUUGUUGAUUUGAUUAAUUCCGGUAAACAAUUAAGUGCAUCAGCACAAGGUAAUAUGGCAGUAGCAGAAAGUGACGGACAACGAGCACAGGUACAACGAUUUGGUGAUAAAGGUGGUAUUGCACAAAUUGAUGGACAUAAAGGUCAAAUAAAAACAAAAGAAGACAGUGAAGGACAUCAUGCAUUUUUGAAAGCUGAUGGCAAAUAUACAUUAGAUACGGUUGCCCGAGGUUCCUUAAAAGAUCCAAAGGAUACCGAUUUUGCAGCAACCAAUGAACGAUUUGAUUUUGCACUUAAUCCACAAAGUCAAAAUGAACACGAAGGUACUGGACUACUUUCAUAUACAGAUAAGGAAAAACGAAAAAAUGGUAAAUACGCAUAUACGAUAAAAAUGGAUAAUCGUAAAGUUGAUGCUUAUCUAUCAGCUGAUAAUAUUAACAAUGAAGAUGAAUUUUCACAGUCUUUAUUUGGUAGACGAUCCGAGAAAUACCAUUGCACUGCUGAAACGCCAGGUAUCUCACAAUGCUAUGAUGCACAGGGCCGUAGUGUGGGUAAAGUUGUAGCUGAUAAGUCAGGUAAUACUAUCAUCUACAAUGAUAAGGAUGUGCCUAUUGCUACUGGAAGUGUGCAAAAAAUUAACAAUCAUUCUUAUCAGGCAGUAAUUAGCAAGAAUUUAUUUAUUGCAAAAUUGAAAGAUGCACGGACAUCAUCAUGUUGUCGUGAAAUUACUGGUAAAAAUUGUACAGAUCCGAUCAAAUUAGCAAAUCCGUCAUUCAAUCAUCCAUCGGAACGUGAUGGUGAUACGUUAAAAUUGACGUGGCCUGAUUGCGUUGAUAUGUCAAUUGAUGUGACAUUACCACCAAAAGUUCAUAUUAAUCGUCUUGCUAUGAAACUUGACGUGAUGAUACAGCCAAUUGGAAAGUUACGCUGCAUGGACGUAGCAACGUGUGGACGUGAAUGUUAUUAUUGUGAUUGGUGUAAAAAUACAAGAAAAUUAAAAUUACUAGAAAAUACCGAUGGUAAUUUAUGUCGUUCAACUGAAGAGCGUACCUAUCGAUUAACUGUUAAAUUAUGUCCACCACCGGAAGAUCCCUUAUUUACACUUUGUUCCGCAUUUUCAAAAUCAGUCUGGCAAAAAGAUUAUUGGCAAAAGCAAGGUGCUGUUGAUAUUUGGAUGAAAUUUUACGAAAGAGGCGAAACAAGAGCUGAGAUAAAUAAUCCAUUGCUUGGUAAAGCAUUUAAAUUAGCAAUGAUAGCUGAAUGGCUUGCUGCUAAUAGCAUUGACCAAGGAUCAUAUACUCCAACUAAUUCGGAAUUACUAGAAUAUUGGGUUUCGAAACGGGUACCAGAUCGUUUACUUGCUUGUCAACAUUCUGUUGUUGAUUAUGAAAUUGAAGGAGCUAAAGUGAAAACAAAUUUAUUAUUUGAAGCUGCUACUACAGCUAAUUCAUUACCAAAUAUAUUCAAGGAUAAACGAUGUAGCGCAUUUGAAAAGCUUCAGGAAAGCCGUUUUCAAGCUGAAGCAGCCGAAUUUAAACGUAACAAUGGCCGAUCAAAUAUUCUUACCGGUCUUGGCAAUUUCUUUAGUAAUAUUAAUAAUCGUAAUGGAUGA